Molecule: messenger RNA, 1207 nt
Organism: Cornus florida
Lineage: Eukaryota; Viridiplantae; Streptophyta; Magnoliopsida; Cornales; Cornaceae
Product: ATP synthase subunit delta', mitochondrial-like
Exons: 2
Coding region: 348-962 (204 amino acids)
Biological process (GO): proton motive force-driven ATP synthesis
Molecular function (GO): proton-transporting ATP synthase activity, rotational mechanism
Source: RefSeq, a predicted model, not a curated record
UCAUUUUUUGAGAAAUAAUUUUCCAUUCUCUUCCUUUCCUCUCAUUUCUUUCUAUCCCUUCGAUCCAAACACAAUACAAGGGUGACUGAAGCGGUAAACAAUCUCCGUAGCCAAUCACCAAGAACAAACUUCCCUUCCCAUUGGAGAAAUUGCGAAGUGAGUGUGUCUGUGACCAAACCCCAUCCCAUCAAAAUCUCCCCAUUUCAGGUUGCCUAGAGCGAGAAACAAAAAAAUCUAGAGAGAGAAAGAGAGACAACCCAUUUCACAGGCCUUCUGAUCCUCUCUCAGUCCCAUCUCAAACCCAUCUCCGACCUUGCGAGCCGAGCGAUUCCACCCACCCACCAACCAUGUUCCGCCAAGCAGCCACUCGCCUCGUCCCCCGAUCCACCCUCGCCGCCCGCUCCACGGCGGUCCGGACGUUCUCCACCGACCUCCCGGCGACUCCGGCGACCGAUGAGAAGUUCGUCGAAGCGUGGAGGAAAGUGAUCCCCAACAUAGACCCACCCAAGACCCCUAUGGCCUUCAUGGGUCCUCGCCCUCCCACCCCAUCUUCGAUCCCUUCGAAGCUCACUGUCAAUUUCGUCCUUCCCUAUGCCCCUGAGCUCUCCAACAAAGAGGUUGACAUGGUCAUAAUACCAGCAACAACUGGGCAGAUGGGUGUUCUUCCUGGACAUGUAGCGACAAUUGCAGAGCUGAAACCUGGGGUUAUGUCAGUGCAUGAAGGGAAUGAUGUGACGAAGUAUUUCGUCAGCAGCGGGUUUGCAUUCAUCCAUGCAAACUCUUUUGCAGAUAUAAUUGCGGUCGAGGCCGUGCCGGUCGAUCGAAUAGAUCCAGCCCUGGUCCAAAAGGGGCUUGCUGAGUUUACCCAGAAGCUGAGCUCGGCCUCAACCGACUUGGAGAAAGCUGAAGCCCAAAUUGGAGUGGACGUUCAUAGUGCUCUCAAUUCAGCUCUCACAGGCUAGUGUUACUAGUCUGUGCUCCUUAAUUUGAUAAUUCCGAAAAUUCUCUUUUGGCCUCUUUAGACUGCCUCAUCAACUCAGAUUUGUCUCACAGCCGAAACUGCUUUGAAUAUCUUUGUUUUGUUUUUUCCUUCCCUUGUUGUUGAAUGUGGAAAUGAUAAAUCAUCUCUGAAUUAAUUUUAUUGUGUGGUCUCCGUGAUUUUGAGAAAAGUUAUAAACGAGAGAAACUAUGCAUUUCUCUUCCCUUC